Molecule: messenger RNA, 638 nt
Organism: Capsicum annuum
Lineage: Eukaryota; Viridiplantae; Streptophyta; Magnoliopsida; Solanales; Solanaceae
Product: precursor of CEP14
Exons: 2
Coding region: 150-440 (96 amino acids)
Biological process (GO): cellular response to nitrogen starvation; response to osmotic stress
Source: RefSeq, a predicted model, not a curated record
AUAUUCACCUAUACUUCAACCUACCCCUUUCUCAUAUUACACUUUCUCCUUCCUCAAUACACCAAAACUAAAACAAAAACAAAAAAAACACAACAAAAAGUCUCCAAUUCAAACUACAUCUAGCUAGCUACAAACAAAUUUUACAUAAAAUGGCUUAUUCAAGGAUUUCCACAUCCAUUUUCUUCAUGUUUGUAUUGGUUUUAGCUUCUUUUUCUUCAUCAACGGAAGCAAGAAAGUUAUUAAACUCCUAUGAAGUUAAAAAAGUACCAAGUUUGAUGGACAGGUUAUAUCUAAAUGCCUUGCCUAAAGGCAAAGUCCCAGCUUCAACACCCAGCAAGAAAGGCCACUCUUAUACCAUCGAUGAAAAGCUUAUCGCCCGUCAUCUCGCUGCCAUCGAUCGGAUUCUUCGGUCAGUUCCUAGCCCCGGAGUGGGACAUUAAAUUAAUAACAGUUUUGGAUUCAUUUUCUUGAUGGAGGGAAUUAAAUUAGGUCAGGAUUUGUAAACACAAAAACACAAUUAUGGAAAAAAUGUACAGCUGGAGAGUGAUGAUAUAGGAUUUUUUAUUUAUUUCUGUUUCCAAUUAUUUUUUUAGGAGCUGUACACAACUUAUACUAUUAAUUUUUUGUUGUUGUUGUUA